AUGUCUCACUCGGACCGUAAGCCAUCUAUACGUCUAUAUAUUGCCUGUGUGUCCGCCCAAAUGGGUUCACUAUUAUUAGGAUGUGCUUUAGGUUGGAGUGGACCAGCACUGGCCGAUAUGGCCCGGCCGGACAGUCGACCACAUUUGACCAACGAUAGCGAUGAGGAUAGAAAUCAAAAGUCAUGGAUCGGUUCAAGUAUGACAUUGGGCGCACUGGUAGGCAGUAUUAUUGGUGGCUUAUGUAUGGAAUUAAUUGGCCGCAAAAAGACCCUAAUUUUAUUGGGCAUACCUAACAGUGCCGGUUAUCUAUUAUUAUGUUUUGGCCGACAGGUAUGGCUAUUAAUUUUAGGCCGUAUUAUAGUCGGUAUGUGCACUGGUGUUAUACUAUGUACCGUUCCUACAUAUAUUGCCGAAAUAUCUACGCCAAACAUUCGUGGCCUAUUGGGUAUGGCAUUCAAUGUGUUUGGUGUGAUAGGCAUACUCUACAUGGAUAUACUGGGCUUAUGGGUCAACUGGAAUUGGUUGGGUUUGGCAGCUGUAGUACCGUCGGUACUGCUGUCGGCAACAAUGUUUUUUAUGCCCGAAUCACCCGCUUGGCUAAUGUUAAAAUAUGGCCGUACCUUACGGGUAGUCGAAGCCAUGCACCAGCUCAGGGAUCCCAGUUCCGAUAUUGAUCAGGAACUGGAUGAACUGGAGGAUAGGGGCACACAUUCAGGAUCGUCGUCGGCAUCGAAAACUGAUGGCCAACACCAACAACAACAACAAAGCUCCGGGUUUUCCAUUAGACAACUGUCCCGUCAGGAUGUCUACAAACCGCUGGCCAUCGGUCUGAUGUUGUGUUUGUUUCAGCAGUUUUCCGGUUCAAAUGCCCUACAGUUUUAUAUGACCGACAUAUUCAAAGAUAGCGGUUCAACACUGCGAGCCGAAUACGCGACAAUAGUGGUAAACUGUAGUAAUUUUUUGGCCACUAUUAUCGGCAGUCUGGCCAUCGACCGAUUCGGUCGGCGAUUGUUGCUAUUGUUUAGCGGUUUGGGUCAUACGGUUAGUCUAGCCGUACUCGGCUACUACUACUAUGCCAACCGAAACCAAGUCGGUGGCGAUUCAUCGGCAUCGGUACUGCCUAUCAUAUGUAUGGUCAUAUUUUUCGUAGCCUACAGUAUCGGUUUCUGUCCAGUCAUCUGGAUAGUCAUUACCGAAAUCUGUACGACCGCUUUUGUCGGCUUCAUAACCACUACGUGCAGCGUAUUUGUCUGGUUAUGCGUUUUUGUUGUGACCAAAGAGUUUGAGGAUAUGGUCCAAGGUAUCCACAAAUACGGUGCCUAUUGGUUUUACGGGGCCUGUAGUCUACUAUCCAUACUAUUUGUAUGGUUUCUGCCCGAAACUAAAGGCAAAUCUAUCGAUGAUAUUCAGCGACAGUUAUAUCCGAAAAUCUAUGGCACCGGUAGUAGUAGUAGUAGUCCCAGUGCUCAUGAGUCAACAAUUAAUAGCGAUAUAAAUAAUGAUAAUAUUAAUAGAUUUAGAGAAGUGUCCAAUAUGUGAGUCUACUG
Molecule: messenger RNA, 1547 nt
Organism: Oppia nitens
Lineage: Eukaryota; Metazoa; Arthropoda; Arachnida; Sarcoptiformes; Oppiidae
Product: facilitated trehalose transporter Tret1-2 homolog
Exons: 6
Coding region: 1-1539 (512 amino acids)
Biological process (GO): transmembrane transport
Cellular component (GO): membrane
Molecular function (GO): transmembrane transporter activity
Source: RefSeq, a predicted model, not a curated record